UCUUCGUAAGAGAAAAUCAUGCCCUAUCAGUUUAAAAUUUUGAAUGAUAAAAAGUAUGCUUUCAAGAUUCAGAUUAGUCACUUCAAUAUUGACAACCACACUGAUGGGUAUGCUGUUCAUAAGCUGGUGAAUGAUCCAGCUAUUAUUGAAUCUUUGGAGAGCCGAAUUCCAGCUGAUCAGGGUGUGGACGAGCCGGAUGCUAAUGUUUCACUUAGCGAUUUAUCAACUCAAAAUCCUUUUGCUCUAAAGGAGGCUGUGGAUUCUAUUGGGGAUAGCUUCACACCCGAUUGCACAUCUAAAGAUUGUUCAAAGACUUCGUCUGCGGAACUGAAGCGUAACCUUGCGGACGUUUAUGAAGUUGAAGAAACCACGUCUCUAUCAUCAACGAAGGUUAAAAAGACUGGUGACGCAUAUGUCACAAUUGAUGGUGUGGAAACCAUCAUGUUGGUUCCAAAGAUUGAAAAGUAGUUCAUGUUUGAAGUAUGUGUUGAAAAAACAAUUUGGCUGUUUUCCUUAUUUUGAUUGUUUGGUUUGGUUUGGAUGUUUGAUUGGUUAGGACAAUUUUUGUUAU
Helianthus annuus (common sunflower) is the source of this 571-nucleotide messenger RNA. RefSeq lists its product as uncharacterized. Lineage: Eukaryota; Viridiplantae; Streptophyta; Magnoliopsida; Asterales; Asteraceae. The record is from RefSeq and is a predicted model, not a curated record. The coding region runs from base 19 to 468 and encodes 149 amino acids. The transcript has 3 exons.